Molecule: messenger RNA, 1070 nt
Organism: Ruditapes philippinarum (Manila clam)
Lineage: Eukaryota; Metazoa; Mollusca; Bivalvia; Venerida; Veneridae
Biological process (GO): endoplasmic reticulum tubular network formation; protein localization to plasma membrane; vesicle-mediated transport
Cellular component (GO): endoplasmic reticulum tubular network
Source: RefSeq, a predicted model, not a curated record
UGUUCGAUUAAUGUUUGGGACAAGGCGAAUAUCGGGAGUAACAUAAUAAUCAAGCGAACCAUAAAAAGAUGCUGGGCGCAGCAGAGAAACUAAUUAUUUAUUCAUUUUAGUCCGUUUUAAGGUUUUGAAGUCAUAUUUUAGCACAAAACAGAUGGAGGAAGAAAUCUCACCAGGUUACCAUGACAACAAUAAAGUGCCACCUGCUGGCAAGGUGGACAUUGCCCAAUUUGUUUUACAAGUGGAGAAAUUUAACUGUAUGACCGAACCAUUUGCUUUCAUCUUAUAUCUCUGGGAUGAUUUGAGAAGAUGGAGGUAUCCUGUAUUAACUGUGAUUUUAUGGAUAGUAUGUAACCUUGCCUGUCUUAUCCUCACGCAAGCGGCGGUUUUUACCCUGGUAUCACUACUGGUAAUUGUGAUAGCAUUGAUAUGUCUGAUACAGCUACAUACACGAUUGUUGGACAAGUUUCUACCCAGUACUAGUCUAGAUAACGACAGUGUUGAUGAACCCGUAGAUGAACAUUCUGCCUUACAGACUGUCAGAGACUUUAAAUUUAGUUUGAUGCAGAUGCACGAGUUUGUGGGCAAGUGUAAUGAAUAUCUACGUCAUUUUUACUCACUCCUUAAAUGGGAUCAAACCCUUAUUUCCCUAAAAUUCCAUGUAGAGUUAUGUUUUUUGUUACUAUGUCUGGUUGUGUUUCCAUCAAGAUGGACGUCAGUGAUGUUAACUAACUGGUUCUUUCUUGGUACCGAAGAUGUGUGCUUAGGUGCCAGGGAUCGAUUUUACUUGUUGAUCGAGUAUUUACAAGGGAAGCGUACAUUGUCGUCAGUAUUUGAGGCAACAAUAGUUGAUCCCAAAAACAGGUUAUAUAAGGAUACAGUAAAUGGUACAGCUGUAGUAGAGACUGACAGUGAGGAGGCUUCACCAUUAACAGAUUCUGAUAAAUUAGAUACGGGUUUGGAUGAGACGGGGGAUGAAGAGGGGAACGGGGAUCAGGUGACAUCGGGUGACAAGCCGGGUAUGGUAGCCAGGCUAAUGGAGCUGAAACGACGGAGAAAAAUUAUUUCAAAUG